AUGGCGGACGCUCUUUCCAUCGAGCAGAAUAACAAAAUUCGAGUAGCCCUUGGGCUCAAGCCACUCCCCGUCCCCGGAGCAAACGCCGACGACGCCACCGGUCCGCAGUUCAAGGACGACGCGAGCGGAUCCGACUCCGACGAUGACCCUGCAAGCACUCUAGAGACACGACAAGCGCAAGGCUACGACAACUGGAAGAAACUUCAGGAUGACGCCGAUGCAAAGCGGAGACGGGAGGAGAAGAAUGCCGCGAUCAAGAGAGCGCGUGAUAUCGCUCAGAGAAAUCUGAAGCUGCAAGGCGCCACACUUGGAGAUGAUGAUGGCGCAGAUCUGGAUACCAAGGCAUGGCUGAUGCAGUCCAAGAAACGCACCAAGAAGGUGGAGAAGGAGCGGGCGCGCAAACUUGCCGAGGAACUGGCAGAGCGAGAGCGCGAGGCAGCUGCUCAAUACACCGCCGAAGACUUGGCUGGAAUUAAGGUCGGACAUGCGAUCGGCGAUUUUGCGGGAGGCGAAGACCAUAUUCUUACCUUGAAGGAUGCGGCGGUGGAUGACGAGGAAGAAGGCGAUGAACUCCAAGACAUUACCCUGGUCGAGAAGGACAAGACUGCGGAGAAACUCGAGCUCAAGAAGCGGAAGCCCGUCUACGACCCUAAUGCCGAGAAUCAGGGAAUUCUUGCACAAUACGACGAAGAGAUUGAAGGCAAGAAGCGAAAGAGAUUUACGCUGGAUGCUAAAGGCUCGACCGAGGAGGAAAGACAAGCUAAGCGACAAGGAGUUUCAGAGGGCUUGAAGAGAGGUGUCAUCAGCCUUGAUUUGGAACCGGAAGUCCACACAUCCGAUUAUAUGGACAUCAGCGAGGUCAAGAUCAAGAAGCCCAAAAAGAAGAAGAACAAGACGACAAAGCAAAGAGCUGUGAUGGAUGACGAGGAUCUCUUCCCUACGACUGAAUCCACGGGUACACCGAAUGGAUCAUCGAUGGACAUCGAUUCCACGAAUGGAAUUUCGGCUCCAGCCCCUCGGAAGCCGAUUAACGAAGACGUUUCCUUUGUGGACGAUGACGACCUUCAAGCCUCGCUUGCACUGCAGCGACGCGCUGCAUUCAAGAAGCGCAAGAAGCUGCGCCCGGAAGACCUCGCUCGCCAGCUUCGUGAAGAGGAGUCUCAAACGCCCAUGGAGACGGACACCCCGGAAGAGGGUGCAGAGGAACCUGGUCUCGUUAUUGAUGAGACCUCUGAAUUUGUCUCCAACCUACAAAAGCCAACCCUCCCCGAGCGGGAGGAACGCCGAACUGCGACUCCAGCUGAAGAGACUGGUGUUCAGCCCGAACCCGAAGCGGAACCUGAGGAUGUGAACAUGGAGCGGAGCUACAAUGAUAUUGAGGAUGGGGAGGAUCUUAAAGAACGUCUCAAGCGCGAAGAAUCCAGCCGGGCUCCACAAGAGCUUACUGGCACUGGCUUGGAAGAAGAAUCUACUCUGGACCAAGGUCUUGGAGCUACACUUUCGAUGCUGCGGCAGCGCGGCUUGGUCAAGGAAACCGACAGCAGCAGCUCGAACUCUCUGUUACGCGAUCGCCAGCGCUUCCUGCAGGACAAGCUGAAUCGUGAGGCCGACGCGGAGCGGCGUGCUCGGAUGCAGCGUGAGCGCGACCGUGCAUCCGGCAAGCUGGACCGCAUGUCCGCCCGGGAGCGCGAAGAAUACGCACGCUGGGAGAACAAGCAGCGCGAUCAGCAAGAAGCCCGCCAGGUGGCAGAGAUUUUCAACCGCGAGUACAAGCCCGACGUGCAGCUCAAGUAUACAGACGAAUACGGGCGCUCGAUGAACCAGAAGGAGGCGUUCAAGCAUCUCAGCCACCAGUUCCACGGCAAGGGCAGCGGCAAGAUGAAGACCGAGAAGCGACUGAAGAAGAUCGAAGAGGAGAAGAAGCGCGAGGCGAUGAGCGCCUUGGACAGCAGUCAGCACACGGGCAUGAACAAUGCUAUGGGCCAACAGGCGCGCAAGAACCGACAGGCCGGCGUUCGCCUGGGCUGA
Penicillium canariense is the source of this 2028-nucleotide messenger RNA. RefSeq names its product U4/U6-U5 snRNP complex subunit SNU66. Gene Ontology annotation, cellular component: U4/U6 x U5 tri-snRNP complex. The transcript has a single exon. NCBI's taxonomy places the organism in Eukaryota, Fungi, Ascomycota, Eurotiomycetes, Eurotiales, Aspergillaceae. Gene Ontology annotation, biological process: mRNA cis splicing, via spliceosome; maturation of 5S rRNA. The record is from RefSeq and is a predicted model, not a curated record. The coding region runs from base 1 to 2028 and encodes 675 amino acids.